AGUCGUCGCUAAAAGCCCAAUCCGCGUCCAGGUUUUAAAACCAAUCCCUGAUCGUUGAUCUUGUGUACAUCUGACGGUCCAGGUUUUAUUUAGCUUUAGGAGUACAAAACCUAUGGCGGGCAAACCAUUCACUCAUUCCCCCCCAAAUCGAUCCACUGGCACUUCCCCCAAAUCGAUCCAUGAGCCCUCCCCCAAAUCCCACGGUGCUGCCAGAUUGCUUCAACCCGGCGACAGCGGUCGCUCACCGCCACGACCUGCAGCCUUCGGAGUCAACUUACCUCCUCAGUCGCUCGCGCGCCGCACCUCGUCCGCUGCACCAAAUUGUAAUGUCAAAUAAUGUUGGGUGCAGCGUUGAGAGGGGGGAUGUCGAGAUAAUGAGAGGGCAUGGCUGAAAUUGUGUGCAAUCGUUGGUAUAAGGUAGCAUUGUCAAAGAUUUGGUGAGCCCUUCUUAUCUAUGGCUUCUUAUCCUAAUAAGAAUUAAGAAACUCUCUAAAGGUUAUUGCCUUUUCAUCUUUUUUGUUUUUUGAAAUAUUUGGUGUAUAUUUUUAAAGAUACCUUUUUUGGUGAAUUUUAGGUUAAAGGUGUUUGCUUUUGAUUGAUACAUGCUCUUUUGGUGUGUAAGUUAUGUGGUUUCUAGGAUGGAUAAGAUUAGGGGUGAAUUGUUUUGAGCUACUAGUUGGUUCCUGUUAUGGUUUUUAUUUGAAUAGAAGGGUGUUAAAUUGGUCAAUUGCUUGGGCACUUUACUAGAAAAUUAGAAAAAAAAGUAAUACAGAGGAGACCGAUUUGGGUUAGGUGUAGCACUAGUACUGAAGCAGAAGUUAAAAGUUUUAUUUAUUUAACGUUUUUGGGCUAAUAAAUGGACACUCACAUACCCUUCUGCUUAGUUGCUUAGAUGCUCGCUGAACGUUUUGAGGUUUAUUAUUGACUUUGGUUAAUUGUUCUUAAAAACUAAUUGGCAAAAAAGAGCACAAAUAGGAUCUCCAUGUGUGAAAUGAAGCUCCCCUUUCUGACUUUGGUUAACUGUUCUUGAAAUGAAGCUUCCCUUUAUGAUGUUUUUUGGGAUAAAAACCAUAUUUACUUUUGAAUUCAAUAGUAUGUUUUCUAGGGAUAACUGAGCUAUGCCCAACGAUAUCUUGUUACUUUUAGUGGCAACGGUGGUCUAUUUGUCAAAGACGCAAGGCGCACGCGAGGCGCAUCGGCCUUGCCCGGAGCCUAGGCGCAAGGCGCAAAAAAGUGUGGGCUUUUUAAAGAAAAGCGUACAUAGAGAAAAAUAUAAAAAAUGAGUUUCUUAGCUGGAAUUUGGUUGAACUCGUGCGUGCCCACACGUCCUGCGGACACGAAUGCAGCUCCAAAAACACGGGCCCGCAUGAGGCAGUUUUUGCACGCACUCGGUUUCGUUUUUUUUUUUCAGUUUUUCUGCUUAUCCACUGCGCCUCAACACCGUUUUUGCGCCUAGGCGCGCGCCUUUUUGCGCCUCAGCAGCGUUUUUUUUUUUCAAAAAACCCGUUUUUGCGCCUAGGCUACCACCAGGCGCUAUAGGUGCGCCUCGCUGCGCCCGGGUGCCUAGGCACACGCUUUUUGCGCUUUUGAAAACAUAGACGGUUGUUAGUGCAUAUCACAUUUUAGCAAUUACUCUCUUUAUUAGGGUUCAGAAACAUAUAAUAGUAUCAAGUUUCUCUAGGAAAGAAAGCGCUUUCGGAUGCAUGGACUUUGGAUACCGCUCAAAAACUGUAUGAAUGGCUGAGGCUGAAUACAGAAGGAGAUAAACCUUCAGCUAGAAUGUAUGCUACAGCUGGUGCUCGCUCGGAUGGUAUGUUUUUGCUUUGUGGUGGAAGAGACACUUCAGGCGUGCCCUUGGCAGAUGCUUAUGGACUUCUUAUGCAUAAAAAUGGACAAUGGGAAUGGACUCUUGCACCUGGAGUUUCACCGUCAUCAAGGUACCAACAUGCUGCGCCUGACAGGGUUACAGACAUCUGUAAUAGAAACAAACUUCAGUUGAUUAUAAGAGCACACGAAUGUCUAAUGAAUGGGUUCGAGCGAUUUGUUCACGGACAGUUAAUUACCCUUUUCUCUGCGACAAACUAUUGUGGGACUGCUAAUAAUGCUGGACCUUUACUAGUGAUCGGCAGAGGAUUGGUGGUUGUUCCAAAACUGAUUCACCCGUUGCCACCACCACUUGAACCAGAAACAUCUCCAAAAUCUGUUGAAGAGCGCCACUAGAUGCAGGUAAUGAUUUUUGGCUAUUUGAAGAAAAGAGGGUCGAUCCGAACAAAAUCUAUUUGAUUUCUAUCUUUCUAUUUGUCAAACUACAAAUGUUUGUCGUCCCAGCCACAACACGCGGGUUGAAAGCACUAGUUACUACCGUUUUAAUAUAGUGAUAUAAACAAACUGCUAUGUAAUUUUUGGUUGUUUGAAUGUGAAUUACUGUUUAAUUCUUUGUAUACUUAUGAACGUUUUGGUC
Molecule: messenger RNA, 2461 nt
Organism: Helianthus annuus (common sunflower)
Lineage: Eukaryota; Viridiplantae; Streptophyta; Magnoliopsida; Asterales; Asteraceae
Product: serine/threonine-protein phosphatase BSL1
Exons: 6
Coding region: 1780-2220 (146 amino acids)
Molecular function (GO): hydrolase activity
Source: RefSeq, a predicted model, not a curated record